AUGAUCAAGCCUUAUAAGAGACACACCUUGUAUAAGCAAUUCACUAGAAAAUUUAGUGAAAGCUUAUUUACGAUUGAUGAGACUGACAAAGAAAAGGUCAUCGCGGCAUUUGCACAGAAAAGACUUAAGGAUCCAAGCUUUACACACACCUGGGAUUCGAAGAUGAAAUACGAUCGUGCGUGGUUGUGGAGAAGAGUACGAAGAAAGGUGUCUGCUCCUGAAGUGUUGCUUCCUCUUUUAAAAUCCUUGUUUCUUUCUUACGGCCCUCUGAAGUGCGCAAAAUCUGGAAGAGCACUGUUUGAUAAAAAAUCUUGGGAUCAAGCAGCUGCUGUCUUGAGAACAGUGCAGUUAGGCCAUGUGUCUGAUCCGCCAGAUGUACAAUUGUACAUUAAGACAGGAAAAUUGGACGAUCUCAAGCUGACACUCUAUAGAUGCAUCCGUGGAACAAACUCUUUAGAAGGCGGAGUCCAUCAGAACUUGAUUCGCAAGUUUGGAUCGUUUGGUGCUGGUCCAGAGCUGGCUAAUGCGAUGCUUACUGAAUACAGGCUGAGACAUAAUCUCGACGUGGGUUCAAAGAACAGGCAUUCAGUCAUUUACAAAAGCCAUUAUGAUCCCUGGCUAGUUCAGCAUAUUGAUCUCUUGCGUCAAAAAAUGGGAUUCAGUGCUGACACAAGAAACAUCGCUUUGUCUGUGAAUGCUUUGGAAUAUUGCGGUUCUGGUGAGCUCUUUGGUAUAUGCCCUUUACCAAAUGAAGAGAUGGUCAAAAUUGGUAUCUUGCCCUCUGAGAUCACGGAUGAGAGCUUGCCUCUUAUAGACAAAACAAUUCCACAGCUCCAAGACACUGUCUUCAUGAAAGUUGGGUCAACUUUGCGCUCACAUCUUGGCCGUUACAAGUUUGUUGCAAACAAUCAAUGUACAAAGUUUGCCGUGCUCGCUGUCCAUACGAUGAAGGAGAAAUCCGAAUUCAGGGUCAUUUAUGAAACUCACUACAAGAAUAGCAACAAUAGAAGGAUAAAUUUUGUUGAUUUUGCCAGCAAGUUCAAUGAAAAGGCCAACGGUAUUGAUAUAUUCUAUAAAACCACGGAUCAUCUCGAGAAGUAUUAUAAAGAUUUCGAAUUACAAGACGGAGUAUCCAAAACAGAGGAGAUUCAUCAAAUAGCUUUGAGACUCAUUGAGCAUCAAGUCGUCUCCACUAAUCAGCCUUCUCAACUACUGCCUGCAGCAUCACCAAGAAUACCAUCCAUCAACAAUAUUUUUGCUGUCGUUUCUGCUGCCACAAUUGAUGCACAAAUACCGCCGCCAUCUGUUUCAUCGCAACUGCUUCAACCGCAACCACAACAGCCACACCUACAGCACAAUGUCCUCCCUGCUGGCUACUAUUUCCAGCCAUCAUUGCCUGUUCCUAGCCACAGAUUACAAGAUGUCUUGCCCGUUCCUGAUCACAGGCCCCAAACUGCCUUGCUGGUCCCAACACACAGGUUCAUCUCACCUCGACUGCAGAUGUGCCAUCCACAUCCCUACCAGAAAGCACCAGUAAUAACAAAAAGGGUUACAGCAAGAAAGUGUAAAGGUUGUGGAAGUGAAGUCUGCAAUGGUAAAAACAAACGAACAGACUGUAGUAGUCCAAGAUGUUUGAAAUGUGCUGCGACAUCUGGCUGUCCAGGUAUCUGGGAUGCCAAAAAUUGCAACAGGUGA
Messenger RNA from Mucor velutinosus, 1695 nucleotides. It is a transcript of the gene SHY1, whose product is annotated as surf-like protein. The coding region runs from base 1 to 1695 and encodes 564 amino acids. NCBI's taxonomy places the organism in Eukaryota, Fungi, Mucoromycota, Mucoromycetes, Mucorales, Mucoraceae. The record is from RefSeq and is a predicted model, not a curated record. The transcript has a single exon.